AUGCCCCAGACAAUACCCGAUUUACCGGCAGCGUCGAGGGCUCGCUCGACGGACCCCGAUUUCUCUCUCUUGCUUACGAAUAUCCCUUUCCAGAUCUGCUUUGUCCUUCUGGCCACCAUUAUUGGACCAUUGUACCUCUUCGUCUGGACCCUAGAUAUCCUGCUAGUUGCCCUCUUGAACAAGAUUUACUGCGGUUUACAAGCAGCCUCUCUAGAAGCCACUGGUACUGCCGAAGGUAUGGAUCGAUUUACUCGCACCAGAGAUCACUACCUGUGCGGCGGAUAUCGAAGGGAAAGUCGACAACCAGAGACACCUGCGGCUGCUCCAGCGGCGGACCUCACCUUUGAUUUCGACUUCAAGGACUCAACGCUCAACCUCAGCUUCGAUAUCGAAAAGCCUUUCGUUAAGGAUGAGUUUACAACGAAGACCACGAAUCAGAUCGACCCCAGCGACGAUAUAGGCGUAGCACUUUCAGAUGGGCCAUAUUGUAAAGAGCGAGGACAGCUCAAAUAUUCACGGAUCAAAAAGGAGCAGAACCAAGAACUGCAACAGAACGGAUGGAUCUCACCUGUCUCAGAGAUUCCGAGUGAAAUUCACGUUAGGUUCUCUGUCCGAGGCGAACAACCCUCAAGGAAUCUCCCACCUUGCUCCAUCUACUCCAGAGAAUGGAGACAGCGAGUAAGACAAAUGAUCGCUCCUCCAGAGCAAACUGCGGAGCAUAUCUCGGCAGAGGAUGCAGUCGAUAUAUCUGAAAGAAAUUCCACUAUCGUUAUGGGCGCAACGGAACUGCCAGACCCAGAGAAUGGGGCCGGAGCAGAUAAGGAGCCUUCAUCACUACCGAAGCCAUCUCUGAAAAGCGCAAAUAGGGCAGCCGAAGGGCAGCCGCUGCACUCCAGUUCCCCUCCCGAGAGCAUCACCAAGAGCAGCAGGAAGCGUCUUUCCACAAUCGGAAAAUGGCUUUUGCGGCCGAAGACCCUCUGGGACAAGAGAACAUCUAACUCAACCACUAACUCCAGCGUCCAAAGGAUUCUCUCAAACAGGUCUACUUCCUCGUCCAAGGCUUUUCAAGAUACAUUUAAUCAACACCAGAAUCAGAGAAUCGGUGGCGCUCUUCGAGCCCGAGUAGCACGGAAGCAAGCCGAAGCCCAGGAUCAAUCUUUUCAAGGGCGCCGCCCCACAGAAUCUCUGCGUGGUGGAGACGUGGACCGCACCGUCGCCAAUCUUCAGGCAUUUCGACUGCUCACAACUGUGCGUUCAUAUUUGCAGAAAAUGAAGAUCAUCUUGACGACGUGCAUCCUCUUCAUCCGCCCUUACGUCGUCUAG
Molecule: messenger RNA, 1323 nt
Organism: Cladophialophora psammophila CBS 110553
Lineage: Eukaryota; Fungi; Ascomycota; Eurotiomycetes; Chaetothyriales; Herpotrichiellaceae
Exons: 2
Coding region: 1-1323 (440 amino acids)
Source: RefSeq, a predicted model, not a curated record